This is a messenger RNA of Acanthosepion pharaonis, 777 nucleotides long. The record is from the annotation of a GenBank genome assembly. Lineage: Eukaryota; Metazoa; Mollusca; Cephalopoda; Sepiida; Sepiidae.
AUGUCAAUUUCUUCAUUAUCUAUCUAUCUGUCUAUCUGUCUAUCUAUCUGUCUAUCUAUCUGUUCGAUCAUCAGCCUCUUUUUGACUUCUUCUUCUUCUUCUUCUUCUUCUUCUUUCCUUCUUCAUAUUUUCUUUUUUCUUUCUCUUCAUCUUCUUCUUCAUCCUUCCUUCUUCUUCAUAUUCUUCUUCUUUCUCUUCUUCUUCGUUUCCUUUCCUUCUUUUUCUUCUUUCUCUUUUUCCUUCUUCUCCUUCUUCUUCUUUUUUCGUUCUUCUUCUUCUUCUUCUUCUUCUUCAUAUUCUUCUUUCCUUCUUCAUAUUCUCUUUCUUCUUUCACUUCAUCUUCUUCAUCCUUCCUUCUUCAUAUUCUUCUUUCUUUUCUUCUUCAUCUCAUUUCCUUCUUUUUCUUCUUUCUCUUCUUCUUCUUUUUCUUCUUUCGUUCUUCAUAUUUUCUUUUUUCUUUGUCUUCAUCUACUUCAUCUUUCCUUCUUCUUCAUAUUCUUCUUUCUCUUCUUCUUCGUCUCCUUUCCUUCGUUGUCUUCUUUCUCUUUUCCUUUCUUCUUCUUCUUCUUCUUCUUCUUCUUCUUCUUCUUCUUCUUCUUCUUCAUAUUCCUCUUUCCUUUUUCAUAUUCUCUUUCUUCUUUCACUUCAUCUUCUUUCCUUCUUCUUCAUAUUCUUCUUUCUUUUCUUCUUCAUCUCAUUUGCUUCUUCUUCUUCUUCUUCUUCUUCUCUAUUCCCCCUCCUUUUUCUUCUUCUUUCUCUUCUUCUUCUUCUUCUUAG